Physella acuta is the source of this 673-nucleotide messenger RNA. RefSeq names its product calcium load-activated calcium channel. Gene Ontology annotation, cellular component: cytoplasm; endoplasmic reticulum; endoplasmic reticulum membrane. Gene Ontology annotation, molecular function: calcium channel activity. Gene Ontology annotation, biological process: endoplasmic reticulum calcium ion homeostasis. NCBI's taxonomy places the organism in Eukaryota, Metazoa, Mollusca, Gastropoda, Physidae. The record is from RefSeq and is a predicted model, not a curated record.
GGCAAACCUAUUGGCUCUCGCCGUUUUGCAAAAUGUUGUCAGAUUGCAUAUUAAUUGUUUUUAUUUCAGUAUGCACCGCCUUUCUUGGAGAGGGUUUGACAUGGAUUAUGGUAUAUAGGACUGAAAAAUACAAAAAAUUGAAGGCUGAAGUGGAAAAACAGAGCAAGAAGUUGGAAAAGCAAAGGGAAACUGAAACAAAUGACAGGGUUCAAAAGAAAAAAUUAGAGAGACAAGAGGAAAAGUUAAAAAAUAACAGUAGGGAUUUAUCUUUGGUGAAAAUGAAGUCCAUGUUUGCCAUUGGUUUUGCAUUUACAGCACUUCUCAGCAUGUUUAAUUCUAUAUUUGAUGGUCGAGUGGUUGCCAACCUACCUUUCACUCCCAUAUCUUUUAUCCAAGGCAUCUCUCAUAGAAAUCUUCCAGGGGAGGAUUAUUCGCAAUGUUCAUUUAUAUUUCUCUACAUUCUCUGCACCAUGUCCAUUAGACAGAACAUCCAAAAGCUGUUGGGACUGGCACCAUCCCGUGCUGCCAGUAAACAAGGGACAGGUUUCUUCACACCACCCUCACAGUUAGGCAGAUAAACAAGCUAACUAUGGUCAUCAUUACUCAAGAACAUUUCAGCAUAUGCAUUUUUUUUUACACAUACAUUUGAAUAAAUGGUAAAUUUAUUUUGUUA